GAAAGAAGAGCAAGAAGACUCCUCGUUUUUUGAGUUUUUGAUGAAAUCCGAAGAAGUAAGGGGGAUGAUCUCUCCCGUCUUCGAGACGUUGACGCUAAGACUAGGACUAGGAGUUGUAAGUAGAGUUAGCAGCGAACCAUUUUGAGGAGGUAAAACAUCGUCAGAAAGAAGAUCGAGUCUUUGGACAAGCUCUUGUUCUUGACUCGUCUCUUUCGUUUUCGUUGUCCUGGAGCUUAGUCAGAAUUUGAUGUCGAGCAAAAAUCGGUAAUCUUUUCGGAACACAUCUCCUUCAAAUAUCGUUUCUUAGUUGAGGGACGAGCACAUGUCGGGCAAUGAGAGAGUUAUAUGAAAAGUCGGAUUACAAACCUACACCAUGAUGAAUGAAACCCCAAAACCCGAAGAACGAAUGGAUUUCUUCACCGAUAUUAAGCAAACCCUGCUUCCUCGCUUACUCACCAAUUCACCUAUGUUAUGUUAUAAGAACCUACAACUUUAUGAUGUCGAAGAACCAAUCGUCAAAUUGAAAAAUUCACAAAACACCCUGCUAGGCACUUUGCAUGCAGAAGAAUUGAGAACAUCGUGCCUUUCACAUCUAGUCUUCGUCGUCAUUGCCAACAUUGCCAUUACUCCAUUAGUUACUACAUUAAGACAGCAACAUCAUAGAAAAUGGCGACUUAUCGCCUCGUCGAUUGUCUCGACGACGUCGUGAAAAAACGUGGACGACUUUUGAAAGACGUCAACAACUUUCCCCAUCCAUCUGGGGAGUAUUUGGAAAUAUGGGACUGCGUUAACAGGUAAUUUUAUAAUGAAAUGUUUCUGUCUGCUGGUACAGUUCAAAAAUCAAAUGAAAAAGAAAUAUAUGAGUGUACUGUUUACCAGAAUUAUCAGUGCGAGGAUAAGAAGUAGCGCAUUCGUCCUAUUGGCGACUACAGGGUCAGACAGAUUACCUUCUCGUCACAAUCGAUUUUCAGGUAUAUCGCCGGCUGCAUGGAACAGCGCAAAGGGCUGAACAUCACCAACUUUUGCAAGAUUGGAUACUACAAGGAAAAGACGCGUGACGGCGCUAAAUUGCGACCCUUCUUCCAGCUAGCAGAAAGCUUCGUGCAGACGUUUGCAUUGGAUAACAAGAGUUAUGCGUUCACCUUCUAGUAGAGUUUUGUAGAAAUGGUUUGAGUUUUAGUUCUUUCUCUAAUAAACUAAAACUCAACCAUUAGAGACGAGCGAGACCAGUGCCCCUACGAGGAAUUUUGUAGAAAUGGUUUGAGUUUUAGUCCUUUUGUAGAAAAGGUUAGAUUUGAAAAUGUUGACGUUGUUGACCAACGAACAGAGAAAGAACAACUUCUGCAAGGACAAAAUUAUAGGACCGACUACGUAGAACCCUUCUUCUAAUGUCAACACCAGCAACCUUUUUAUUUCUCAACCAUCCCCCACGACCUUGUUCUAAUAAAAAGCCGCCGCGAAAAUCGACGAGCGAGACCAGUGCCCCUACGAGGAAUUCAACUUUUCGAAAGCAGCAAUCAAAUAUUCAAAUUGCUUGAAUAAAGACAACGUCUAUUGCGGUCUUCGCUACAUCGUCCAAGCGAUCGGUGAAGCCAUCACACAGGGAAAGCGUGUCGAGAUCGAUUUCGAACAUGGGAAGCUCGUUGCGCAAGAGCGCCGGUCCAACUUUACGUUUAAAGCAGAGCUGUAUCAGAAAGAAGGUACUAAGGACUAUCUUUUUUUUUCACUCCUGAUACGUAUAGAUACUAGAUGUACUAUUAUGCGCAGUUCUGUUUUUAGUCCUCGUCUUCCCUUCUUUGAAGGUGUUGUUGUUGAAAAGGAGGCUCGAUGUCGAUGAAGAUGAGACAGUUUUCACAGUCUCGUUUUCAACAAUUGAGACCGCUCAACACUUGCACAAAUUUACUCCUUUUCUUACCUGCGCCACAGGUCUUCCCGCGCCAGUCGACGCCGCCAAAUCGACCUAUGCCCCAUCGCGCACAUUCCAAGCUCCUACCACGGAUGCGUUGAAACUGAAGCUGAAGGGAACAUCGAGACGGGGAGCGGCCUCUACUAGUAAUUUGGAGUCAGUGCCAGAAGCCCAGCAGGGUUUAGAAUCCGAGAAAGCAACAUUGCAGAGGGAGAAGAAUCAGCCGCCACUUUUAUGAUUGGAUGUAUAGCUCUCGUUCUUCUGUUGUACCCGCUUGAUCUUGAUCACGCCUCACCUCCUCGUACGGACAGGGGUUGGACAGGGGUAGGCCCCCCUACCCCCCCCAACCCCCCCUAGGACCCCCCUUCUCCCCCCGACAAUCCCUGAAAAAACCUUUCUAGACUUUUUUGCCGAUUAUUACUCUUUUAAUAGCUGCUCUCCUCGUGCACGUUGUUGUUGACCAUCCGCUUGAUCUUGAUCACGCCUCACCUCGUAAAACUCAUGGUAUUUCUCAUUUGUUCUCGUCACUCUCACAACUCAUGUAAAUGUCUCAUUUGGACUCGUCACUCUCACAACUCAUUUGGACUCGUCACUCCUCCCUCUUUCAUCUCCCAACUUCGACGAAUUCGCGGCGGCGGAAAAGCCAUUCCAGGGACCUCCUUCUGAGGUGUACAAUGAGGAAGAUUACGGGUAUCCCGACGAUGAGUCGGUAUCACAAGCCAGCGAACACAGUCUCUACGACCCCGCGAAGUACAAGGGUCCCACAGUGAAGCAAGAAAAAGCCCAUCGUGAAGCUAUGGACCGAUAUCUGACGGAAAUGGAAAUCCGAGCGAGCGAAGCUAUUGCGGUACUAUGAUUUUCCUAGAAUGGAAGUUUUCUUCUCUAUCUCUCUCGUGCAAUAGGUUUUUUGAUUCUCCUAGGUUGACAAGAUCAUAAGGGUUAGGCUUAGGUCCAGCGAAUCUAUCUCCAUGAAAAAAUUGACCACGACAGGACCGACGACAGUGGGAAGAGCAUUUAGAGAGGUGUUUGAAGCAGGAGCGUGAUGAUAUGGACAGAAAGCGAUCUCUCGCAGUGGAAAACCAGGACUUCAUUCAGCAACAAGUACUUGAUUUAAUAGAGUUCAUAGAACAACAUUAGUUUUGGUAAUGUUGUUGUGGUAGUAUCUGUUUCAUUGACUUCGACUUAUGAGAAAUGUCUUUCAUCAUGAUGCAGUGCUGUUCUUGUCCUGGAGGUGUAACAAUCUACAACCACGAGGAACUACCCAUUUUUCCAUCAUCAUCAUCAUCAUCAUCAUCAUCAUCAUCAUCGUCAUCACUCAGAUGGAAUGGAACCGCGUAAAACGAGGUCACGACCGACAGAAUUGGAUUAUGGGUGCUAGCGCACACGAGUUUCCCCAAUUCACAGAGCCGGAUGAUGCUGGGUUGAAAAAGGUAAUGAGUGAACACUUCUGUAGUUCAUGUUGAUCUAAAAGCAGACUAGUUGUAGUUCGUUGUAGUUUUUUCAGGUUUUCAUCGACAAAGCAACAACAUGAUUUCAAGGCAACAAGGAGAUUCGUUUUUUUAGAGAAAAACCAACGUACUGUUUACUCAACAACCUGCCUAUACUCACGACUUGUGUAUGAAAGAGUGCACACCUCUCAACCUUCCUUUCUAUGCUCCUUCUUCUACACUACAGUUGAUGAAAGAGCGCGCAGCAAAAUAUCGGGAUGAUUUGAGCUUGCAAGUCCGAACCCAGAACGCACUGAAGACCAUCGAGCGAAACAAAGAAAGAGAGCUGGAAUAUUCCCAGAUUGUAGCCAACAAGAACGAAGUGGUACAAAAUUCUACCUUGCAAUAUAUAACCGAUGUUACUUGAUGGCGAAGAUAUUUGUCCUAUCGUGAAGAUGAUAUCAAUAAUGCUCUCUUCACCGCACACAUCAUCUACAUCACUACUCAACACACCAGGGCGUUCAAGAGAAGAACGAAAGGCAAACGAAGGACUUCGAGAAAAAGCUGCUAACAGAUAGUUGGUCUCGGGAAGUGCGAAUGAAGAAUAUCUGGAAGGCGAUUGACAAUCACACGAUGGCCCCACAGAGUGCAGGUACUUCAUUGAUAUUUACACGAUGGCACCACAGAGUGCAGGUAAUUCACUUUUGAAAAUCUUCAAUUAUGUUGGUGACACCUCUCGCUACUUAUGAAGAAUAUUCAAUAUUGUUAAAGAACUGACCACCGCAUAAUGAUUCAUUUAAAUCUCAUCGCUCUCAGAGAUCAUGACCUUGACCAACCUCGCAACCAAUCCAUUUCAGUCGGCGCUUCUGCGGGUCAGUUAAUGGGACCGGAUAUUGGCGAUAACUUCAGCGACACCUCGUCCAUGCGCGGAUUCAGCACACGGUAUUUUUACAUUGACCCUAAGUAAUACUGAUGUUCUAUAAAGUACGGAGAACUUACUAUUUGAAUUACAUGCACCCCAAUAAGUGCUCCAUUAUAAUAAACGGAGAACUUACUAACUCCUAUUAAUUUGAAAGAAUUUUGAAAUAUAUUAUAAGUAGACGAUUUUCGUCUUCACUUAUUCAAUAUGACACCUACAACAGACCCAAGAAGACUAUGGGAGCAUCGAUGAACCUGGAGAAGCAGAGGGCUAUGAUGAAGAAAUAAGGAAUUAUCGAGAUGUCUUUGGCAAGGAAACUACGGUAAAUUUUGCAACACCAACAUGCUGAGGACAAACUAACGCGAAUGGAUGCAUACAUCAGAGCUUUUUCGGAAAGAACCUAGCUGCAGUUACUAGAUCGACGAGAUACUAGGAAAAAUCUUCAAAAAUUUGAAUUUCUUCUAACUACUCCAUCGUCCCCAUAACAACGUAAGUAUUAAAGAACUCUUCAAGAAGUGAAGAUCAUGCUAUUAUGAUAGUAAUUCCUAUAAUGUCGUGGAGAAAGAAGAUAUAACUAUAACGUAAAAAGAACAAUUGAAUCGUAUUAUGCUGAAUUGAAUUCCUUUCAACACCUCCUGAGUAGAACUAGUAUAAAAACAACCAAAAAUGAUGGCCAUUCAUCCCUUUGAUGAAUGGUGCGCGCGAUAACACGAGAAAUGACAGAUGCGAACCGCUUCAUAGCUGCACAAGAUCAAGAAAGUGCAGGUUAUUCAUAGCUGCAGCUAUCAUGAAAAUGAAAAUAUUCAUCAAAAAAUUGAGUUACAAAAUGAUGAGUAAAAACAUUACGACCUUCAAGUAGUGAUGUGUUGCUUCUAGAAGUGAUACAAGAACUCGAUCACUUACAAAAAUCCAAUGCAAGUACUAUUACCUGCACAUCAUCACAUCCUGUCAUACCAAAUAAGUAGUGUAGACGUCAGCACUGAAAGAAUUUUCUACCCCUGUAUUGAAUUUAACGAAUCGAAAUGAACUUCUAAGUAGUAAUAUAAUCAUGUCAUUUCAAUUGUGUACAGAACAGUGAUGAAGUACAACUGUGAAAAUCAGCUGCUCGUGCGCGACUGAAGCGGGCUCAAAUGAGACUCGUCCUCCAAUGGUAUUCGCACAAAACGAACCUCUUGCGAUUGCGAGUAUGACAAAUAGGAAAAAAUUGUACCCAUCGAUCAAAAGAAGUACCUAAGAGGACCAUUGUUGCUCAGCUGCUGCACAGAGAGCCUAGUAUUAUUGAUGAACCACUACCACGUAUAAGGGACGAACCCUCCACGGCUCAGAAAACCAGUGUGUUCGUUUGGCGUGUGGAACUGAAGAUGAUCUUUUGGUAUCUAUGGCUUAGCUUUGCUGAAUGAAAGACAACAGUUGGAAGUAAUUGAUCUCAUUGUACAAACGCCGUUGGUUUUACACGUUACAAACGUAACGGCGUUGGUUUUAGACGUUACAAACGUCGUUGGCUUUAGACGUUACGUCGUUGGCUUUAGACGUUACGUCGUUGGCUUUAGACGUAGAUCUCUUGACGUUAGACAUCAAUUUGAGUUUACUAUGAUCGGGCGUUGCAACCCGUAAACAUCCUAAGAGCCUUGAGGUUGAGCCACGGGUGAAGAGAACAAGGAAAUCU
Amoebophrya sp. A25 is the source of this 5918-nucleotide messenger RNA. Lineage: Eukaryota; Dinophyceae; Syndiniales; Amoebophryaceae. The record is from the annotation of a GenBank genome assembly.